Fonsecaea erecta is the source of this 2010-nucleotide messenger RNA. Its product is annotated as copper amine oxidase 1. Gene Ontology annotation, biological process: amine metabolic process. NCBI's taxonomy places the organism in Eukaryota, Fungi, Ascomycota, Eurotiomycetes, Chaetothyriales, Herpotrichiellaceae. The coding region runs from base 1 to 2010 and encodes 669 amino acids. Gene Ontology annotation, molecular function: quinone binding; primary methylamine oxidase activity; copper ion binding. The record is from RefSeq and is a predicted model, not a curated record. The transcript has 3 exons.
AUGACGCCUCAUCCCUUGGAUAUUCUCUCAGCAGAGGAGACUAACAGUGCUCGUGACCUCAUCCUUGGUCUCCAUCCCGACGCUGUGCUGAGCUUUCGUGAGAUAUACCUGGAUGAACCGCCUAAAGAGCAGCUUAUUCAAUAUUUGUUGGCGGAGCACUCUGGGAAGGAUGCCGCCCCGCUACCUCGACGUGCCCUAGUGCAGUACGAUGUCAUCGGGGCCGAUAGGGUCCCUCAGUUCCACGAAGCUGUUGUCGACCUGGAUGCACAGAAAAGAGUUUCUCAUGUUGUAGUCGACAAGUCUCAGCAUGCAAGUUUGACACUAUCGGAGUUUGACGUUCUCGUCGAGGUGUGCAAGGCCUCUCAGAUGUUCAAAGACGUCUGUGCCGAAUUUUCACUGCCCGAGGGAUUCGAGGUCAUCGUCGAACCGUGGCCGUAUGGUGGCUUGUCUCCCGACGAAGAGAACCGUCGCUACUUCCAAGGCCUGUGCUUUGCUCGAGACACGAGAUCUGGCAAUCCUGACUCGAAUUUCUACGCCUACCCCUUGCCUUUCAUCCCUGUGAUGGACGCCCACAAAAGAGAAAUCAUCCGAAUCGACCGACUCGCAACCGGUGGCAGAGAGGAUGCUCUGGAUGCCAAGACACACACCAAGAAUGUCAUUGACCAUUGCAAGACCUCGGAAUAUGUACCCGAGCUCUUGAAGAAUGGGACACGGAAAAACCUUAAGCCUCUGAACGUGCUCCAACCGGAAGGUCCUUCGUUCUCCGUAGAUGGCGGGCUGAUCGAAUGGCAAAAUUGGAGAUUCCGUGUCAGUUUCAACCCGAGAGAAGGCGCAGUGGUCCACGACGUCCAUUUCGGCGGCAGAAGCGUCAUCCACAGGCUGAGCAUUAGCGAGAUGACCGUUCCUUAUGCAGAUCCCCGAGGACCUUUUCCUCGGAAGCAGGCAUUCGACUUCGGUGAUGGCGGAGCAGGAAAUUGUGCCAACAACCUCUCCCUGGGUUGUGACUGUCUUGGAGUCAUCAAAUACUUCGAUGGUGUCGUUACCGGUCCAGAUGGUACCGCCAAAAUCGCGCCCAACGUCAUAUGCCUCCACGAACAAGAUAACGGUAUUGGCUGGAAGCACACGAAUUGGCGGACAGGACGUGCUGUCGUCACGCGGUAUCGUGAGCUGGUUGUCCAGUUCAUCAUUACUCUCGCCAACUACGAAUACAUCUUCGCGUACAAGUUUGACCAGGCAGGUGGGAUCACCGUCGAAACUCGGGCAACGGGUAUUGUUUCCGUCGUGAACAUCGACCCAGGAAAGACCAGCCCAUACGGAAAUGUUGUCUCACCUGGGGCGCUGGCACAGAACCAUCAGCACGUUUUCUGCGUACGUAUCGACCCGGCCAUCGACGGAUAUAGGAACACAGUUGUCGCAGAAGAGUCACACCGCGUGCCGAUCAACAAAAAGACAAAUCCACAGGGAAAUUUUUAUGAGGUCCGACAGACUGUCAUCGAUCGAAGUCAAAGUCUGGACGCGGCUCCGCAGUACAAUCGGAUUAUCAAGAUGGUCAAUCGGAGCAAGACAAAUCCCAUCAGUGGGAAACCGGUUGGGUACAAAUUCACACCGGCGGCAACGCAAUUGCUCCUUGCAGAUCCCGAUUCGGUACAAUCUAAACGGGCACUGUUCGCACAACAUCAUGUUUGGGUUACCAAACAUCUCGAUGGCGAGCUGUAUGCCGGUGGCAGAUAUACUUUGCAGAGCCAAAACGAAAUCGGCGGUGUUGCUGACGCUGUGAAGCGCGACGAGGUGGUUGAGGACGAAGACGUCGUGGUGUGGAAUGUGUUUGGAUUGACCCACAAUCCCCGAGUGGAGGAUUGGCCUGUCAUGCCGGUUGAAAUUCACCAACUGCACAUCAAGCCCACGGAUUUCUUCACGGAGAAUCCGGCGAUCGACGUUCCCUCGACCAAGAACGAAGCCUCCGUAUUGACAAACGGAAGUGUUCAUCUUCAAAACGGUUGCUGUAACUGA